ACCGCCCACCCAUUCCUCUCCGCCGCCGCCGCCGGCACGCUCCCCAAACCCCGCCUGGCGGCCUGGCUGGCCCAAGACCGCCUCUACAUCCACGCCUACAUCCGCUUCAUCGGGGCGCUGCUCGCCAAGCUCCAGCUCCCUGUGCCUGUGCCUGUGCCUGUGCCUGUGCCUGUGCCUGUGCCUGUGCCUGUGCCUCACGCAACACAAACCAACCCCAACAACACCGACCAAAUCGAAACCCAAACCCUCGAAACCCAAACCCUGCACACCCUCACGGCAGCCCUGACCAACAUUGUCCGCGAACUCGACUUCUUCGUCGCCGUCGCCGACGAAUACGCCCUCGAUCUGAACACGCCGUUCCAGGUCCCCCAACCCGAACCGGGGGAAGCACCAGCACCAGCACCAGCACCAGCACCAGCCGCCAGCGCCUUCACCGCCUCGCCCAUAACAACCGCGUACACGGAUCUCUUUAUCUCGGCGGGAUCGGCGGGGACGUCCUUGCUGGAGGGGUUGUUCGUGCUCUGGGCGACGGAGGUGUGUUAUCUGACCGUGUGGCGGAAUGUGCGGGCGGCGAUGCCACGGGCAAAGAACGGGGGGGAGGAUGCGGAUGGGGGUGCGUUGCGCGAGAAGUUGAUUCCCAAUUGGACGUGUGCCGAGUUCGAGGAGUUCGUGGAGGGGAUUACGUGCUUGGUUGAUAAAGUGGCGGAGCGCGAGGUGCAGCGGAGUUCGGCGGGCCCGGAGAAGGCGUGGGAGGAGGUGGUCGAGCGGUGUGCGCGGUGGUGGAGGCAGGUGGUUUGGCUGGAGGGGCAGUUUUGGCCGGAGGUUUAG
Aspergillus brunneoviolaceus CBS 621.78 is the source of this 828-nucleotide messenger RNA. Its product is annotated as putative transcription regulator PAB1642. The transcript has a single exon. The annotation marks the transcript as partial. The record is from RefSeq and is a predicted model, not a curated record. Lineage: Eukaryota; Fungi; Ascomycota; Eurotiomycetes; Eurotiales; Aspergillaceae.